This is a messenger RNA of Lotus japonicus, 1927 nucleotides long. RefSeq lists its product as uncharacterized. Gene Ontology annotation, molecular function: pseudouridine synthase activity; RNA binding. Gene Ontology annotation, biological process: mRNA pseudouridine synthesis; tRNA pseudouridine synthesis. Gene Ontology annotation, cellular component: cytoplasm; nucleus. The coding region runs from base 101 to 1384 and encodes 427 amino acids. The transcript is spliced from 15 exons. NCBI's taxonomy places the organism in Eukaryota, Viridiplantae, Streptophyta, Magnoliopsida, Fabales, Fabaceae. The record is from RefSeq and is a predicted model, not a curated record.
UCUGAAAAAUGAAAAACCAUUGCAAUUAAACCCGCCGCAAAUACACCGCCAAAUCAAACAACAGUGUGGAGAAGGUGCUGAGUGUGACUCUGUGUUGAGCAUGGCGACGCAACUGAGCGAUGUCGACCACAUAGCCACCUUGCAAGCUAGGGUCAAGGAAUUAGAAGCUGAGAAUGCAAAGCUAUUAUCUCAACUUGCUGAUUCUCACAUUCAUGAGAUGGAGAAAAAGUUACAUGUUUCUGGUGAGAAAAACACGGGAUCGAUAAAAGGCAACCGAAAAUCAGAAGAGAAGAUAGAGAAAAUGACAGGCUAUAAUACAAGGUUUAUGAGUCACCAUAGCAAGAGAUAUGUAGCUUUAAAAGUCAUGUACUUUGGAAAAAGGUUCUAUGGUUUUGCUUCAGAGGCUCAAAUGGAACCAACAGUUGAGUCUGAAAUUUUUAAAGCUCUUGCGAAAAUAAGGCUAUUGGUUGGUGAUAAGAAGGAGUCACAGUAUUCAAGAUGUGGUAGAACAGACAAAGGGGUUUCUUCUGUUGGACAAGUGAUAGCUCUUUACCUGAGAUCAAACCUCAAGAUAUCUGGGGCAAACACGGGAAGUUCUGGAGAAAUUGUAGAAGAGCAACAUGAAGGGGAAAUUGAUUAUGUGAGGGUGCUAAAUCGAGUCCUUCCGAAUGACAUUCGAAUUCUGGGCUGGUGUCCUGCUCCUGUUGAUUUCCAUGCAAGGUUCAGCUGUUUAAGCAGGGAGUAUAAAUAUUUCUUUUGGAAAGAGGGUUUGAAUAUUCCGGCCAUGGAAAGUGCUGGAAUAAAACUUAUAGGAGAACAUGACUUUAGAAACUUCUGCAAAAUGGAUGCUACAAAUGUGCACAACUACAGGCGACGCAUCACGAUGUUUGAGAUUUUUCCUACAGAUGUGAGGUAUGGUGGUAAUCAACUUUGGGUGAUUAAAAUCAGAGGUAGCGCUUUUCUGUGGCAUCAGGUUCGCUGCAUGGUUGCUGUGCUCUUCUUGGUUGGGAAAGGUCUUGAAUCUCCAAAUGUGAUUGAUAUGCUCCUAGAUACUAAUAAGACCCCAAGGAAACCCCAGUACAUUAUGUCUUCAGAAGUUCCAUUGGUUCUUCAGUCCUGCGAAUUUGAAGAUAUUAAGUUUAUGUGUUCAUCAGAUGCAGGAGAAGCGCUUCGUAUACACUUGGUUAAUGAAUGCCAAACUUUCCAGCUUCAAGCUGCAGUCUUUCAUGAAGCCCUUCUUAAUUGUGUGCCUCUUUUACAUGAUCAAAGCUUGCCGCCUAGUCGAGGAACCACGAAGAAAAAAGCCUCCUAUGUCCCUCUUAUGUCACGACCAACUGAGCCAUCGUAUGAAGAACGACGUGCCAAACUCAACUCAAGUACAUGAAGGUUUCAGUGGUCAUCUCCAUUAUAUUAUUUAGACCUUCUACAUAGCUUGUAAGUUGUAACCUAACCAACCUGAGUCAAAUUGGCUCAUUGUUUAGAAUUUAGAACUCUAGUAGUCAGGUCAUUGAAAUUUAGCCAAAUGCAGAUUACACUUCAGACCUGUGUGUGUAUUGUAAUUUAGUAUGUAUUUUUUCUUCGUUUGUGAACGGAUGUUGAACCAAAAGUGACAAAUUUUUGCUUCUCACAUACAUGACUUUGGAAGUCAUACCAAGGGAUAUAACAAUAUGUUGAGAAAUCAAGUGUGAGUAUGAAGUCAUACAUUGUAUAAGAAAUAACGUCCACAAAUCCAAUGUCUUGACGACGUGAUGGUUUUCUUUGUUAGCUCAAUGUGUUGUGUGGAGAGAUUUUCAUACUCCGCUCGUGAUGCAACACAAACAUACACUUGUAGUGUGCUACAACAAGUCAUUUUUGUUGUUUUUUAUUUUCAUUUUGUAAGAAUUUUUUCUUCAUAAAUCAAUCCUUUAAGUUAUUAGCAACUUUAUUU